Messenger RNA from Oncorhynchus kisutch (coho salmon), 3051 nucleotides. Its product is annotated as dual oxidase maturation factor 1. The record is from RefSeq and is a predicted model, not a curated record. The transcript has 8 exons. Bases 895 to 1914 code for a protein of 339 amino acids. Gene Ontology annotation, biological process: protein transport. Gene Ontology annotation, cellular component: endoplasmic reticulum membrane. Lineage: Eukaryota; Metazoa; Chordata; Actinopteri; Salmoniformes; Salmonidae.
AAUGUUCUCUAUGCAGGACCUAAAACGUGUACCUGUUGCACCAGCUGGUCGUAUUCCCUUCUAUUAGCUACGUAUGGAGUAGGCAUAGGAUGUUACAUUGGGAGAAUCUUAUUUCAUGAUAUACAGAGAAAAUAAUAGCAAUAUAUAUUUUUUUAGAAGGAUGUGAGUCUCGUGUUCAUAUUUCACAACCUCCGAGGGCUUUUCGAGAUGGCUAUGCACGAGUCGACAGCAAAAUAAUACAAUUGAUUUAUGCUACAUUAAAGCAUGCUAAAUGUGUCUGAUUAGAUAUCAAGUAAACGAAUACACAGAAGGAAAGUUAGUGAAAGAAAAUCACAUUGAUUAAUUAUCAGACAAGUCAAGGGCGUUUAGUCAGGAUAAUAUAGCCUAGGCUACUAUGUGAGUGAAGAGCAAAAUAACCCACCUGUUAAUCUAGGCUUUCGUGCUAGCAAAAUGUUAGCAAAAUGCUAACAUGCUAGCAAAAUGUUAGCAAAUGCUAGCAAAAUGUUAGCGAAAUGCUAACUUGCUAGCAAAAUGUUCUGAUAACACCAUUAGACGAGCAAACUAGACCAAAGAUUAUCAUCAUAAACACUCAUCUCAGUUUGACUAACAUUUUCCCAGCCUAAUUGUAACCAAAUGUCCAAAUGGAGAUUCUGGGAAACAAAAAUCUGACAUUGAUUGAUUUAUCAUGACGAAUCCCCACGCCUAGCAACCAUCAAAUCUCAUGAACGCAUAUUGUUUACGCCGGAUUUAGCUACGACUAGUCUUAUUUUUGGUUGGUGCAACAAGUUUAAAUUCUGUUUCCAAAGUAGGACGUAUCUAUGCCCGACCUAGCAUUUAAAACCAACUUUAUUUUACCCCCAACUGGUGCAUCUCCCCUGGAGAUCCUGAGGAAAGAUGACCUUCUACGAUGACAUUUACCCAUUCUACCCCCUACCAAGAACCUCCUUUAUCUUCAGCACCCACCUCCUCACCAUUAUCCUGGUCUUCCUGGUCCUCACGGUCAGCUUCCUUCUUAUUCUGCCAGGUAUCAGAGGCAAGUCGAGACUGUUCUGGAUGUUCAGAAUCAUCAUCAGUUUCUUCAUAGGUGUGGUAAUCGUAGCACUGAAUUUCACCAGUGACUGGGCGGAGGCCCGAACCACCACCAACGCUACCUACAAGUCCUUCAGCAGUGAGGAGGUGAACGCUGAGGUGGGCCUGCAUGUUGGACUGUACGGCAUCAACAUUACUUUAAGAGGGAAUCCUGUGAAUCAACUGAACGAGACCAUCAACUACAAUGAGAUGUUUGAGUGGAGAGACACUAUCGAUGAGGAGUACGAGGAUGCCCUAGAGAGAGGUCUACCUAACCCCAUCCUCUAUAUCGCUGAGAAGUUUACCCUCAACAACCCCUGUGGUCUCAUCUACCAGUACAGAUACUCUGGGCGCUACGCCUCGGCCACUCUCUGGACAGCGUUCUGCUGCUGGAUGGUAGCCAACGUGCUAUUCUCCAUGCCUGUCAUUCUGUACGCCGGCUACAUGAUGGUGGCCACUGCUGCUUUCAUCUUCUUCUCCAUGGCCUCCUUCUCCACCAUCAUGAACCUGCCUACCUGUCUGUUCACCAUAGGCACCUCUGGAGCCUUCCAGACAGAGUACAGCAGUUCUUUCUGGCUGGCACUGGCCACAGGUGUCCUGUGUCUGGUCAUCGGAAUCCUGGUGGUUCUGCUGGACUGUCUGAUCCCUGAGAAGAUACGAGAGGCCUUCAGCGUCGGGGUGGACAACGACGAAGAUGAAGAUGUUUAUUUUGGAGAGGGAUACCUGAACUCCAACUUCCUGGCAAGCGUAACCACCACACCUUUGACAACCUUAGUACUUCCUACGGAUGAAAUUCAGAAAGACAGCCACCAACCAUCACUCCAGGAGCUGUCAAUCGCAAUGUAACCUAAUGUAGCAGGUGUCAAAACACGCCUGAGCGGAGUUCGAGCGGAGUUCCCACAUCCGGUUUUCAGCAAAAAAAGUAUAUCCUUGAAAACAGGAUACAGGGUUGUUGGCAACUCCUCUAAGUCAGAUUCGAGUCAGAUUCAUAACCUCACUCCCCAGCUUGAAAGGUCUCUACCACACAAUUGAAUCCCUAGCCUUUCGACAGUGUAGUUGGUUAAAACGUAGUCAAGGAGGGCAGUCACGGGCGAGACAUUAGCCUCUGUCGAGUCCCCAACAACCGGAUGUCCUGGGUUCCAGUCUGGCUGUGAGGCGACGAGGGAGGAAGUGGUACUGCUAGACUAGCACAGUGACCUCCUUUACAAAGGCCUCUUGUACUGUACUGUACUGUACUGUAAAUAAUGUGUAUUAAAUGUGUUCUACUCUGUCAAUGCCAUAAUUGGUUAUUAUUAGAUGUGGUGUAUUAAAUGUCAUGUGCAAAUAGUGUACGAAAAUGUAUUUUAAAAAAUUGCGAGAUUCACACACUUUUUUUUUUACUGGAGAUAAUUGAAUGAGGUAUUCAAAUAAUUGACGAUGUGCUUCUUGUGUAAUAACCAAAUGGCACCCUAUUCCCUACAUAGUGCACUACUUUUAACCAGAACCCCUAUGGCUCAUAGUGCACUAGGGAACAGGUGCGACAUUUUGGAGUGACUUUACAUUAUUAUUAUUUUUUUAAAUGUUUUACAUAUUUUACUUUCAUUUUCAUCAUUGCAUGUAAUAAAUGUCAUUUUUUAUUUAAAACACAUUUGGAAAGCAAUAAUUAGUCUUGUCACCGGUUUCAUCGAUCACAGUGUAUUCUCAGCAUCUCACAAUACAUUCGUACUGUAAUAUACAAGUUAAUACAUUCUCGUUGUACCUGGUCUGCCUCACAAAUGCCACCCUACUCUCUUUAAAGUCCACUCCUUUUGAACAGAGCACUGUUGGCCCCUGGUGAAAAAGUAGUGCACUGUAAAAGGAACAGGGUUCGGUUUGGGACGGCCUGAUGUUUAAGGCCUGAUGUUUAAGGCCUGAUGUUUAAGGCCUGAUGUUUACGGCCUGAUGUUUACGGCCUGAUGUUUAAGGCCUGAUGUUUAAGGCCUGAUGUUUACGGUAAUCAGUCAC